AGCAAGCAACAAACAUGGAAAGAUAAUCACGCCCGACACAAAAUCCAGCAAUUCCUUCCCUCUCUCUCUCUCUCUCUCUCCCCUUCAAAAACAUAAUAAAAAAGACAUUACCUUAUAUACUUUCUAAACCCAUCAGAUUCCACGAGAAAUUCAUGUUCUGAGAGUUCGUCUCCUAAAAAAAAAAACAUUAACCUAUUACACACUGCUGUCUCUCUCUUUUUCUAAGGCUCCCUGCUCUUUUGGACUCUUCUCUCUCUCUUUCUCUCUUUUUAUAUACUAUCCAAAAGCCAAAUAUAGCCACUUCUACCAGACUUUCCUAUUUUCUUGUGCAUUAACCAUCCUCACAUGCUGCUCAGUAUUGACCAAAGGUCUCUGUGACCCAACACUCACGUUAACACAACACAAUUUUCUGCAAACCAUUCGAAGCACUCGGUUUGAAAAAUCAAAGUCAAAACCUUCAUAUUCCUGUUUUCGUGAUCUGCACUUCAUUGGACAACAAUAACUUCUUCUUUCUUGAUCUGCCAGACGGUUUUUUCCGUUGAUGAUUGAAGAAAGUCAGUCAGUCAAAUAGGCAAAUACCCACGUGGUAAAAUUUAGACAGUUUUGUGUUAUGCAUAUAAGUUGUGAAGGAAAGGUUAAUAAUUGUCCAAAAUUUUGAGUCUUGGAAGGGUUUUCAAUCCCCAAAGGCUUUUUGUCGAUUGGGGUUUGAGAAAAAACAGAAUACCCUGAACUUGAAUUGUAGUGUACUUUUAGUAUCAGUGUGCAAUCCAGAAUUGUGCCAUUAGAGGAAACGUGAAGGAAAAGGCGGUUUUGGAUUGGGUUUUGUGAAGAAAACGAAUACCCGGAACUUGAAUUUUAGUGUACUUUUAGUUUCAAUAUGCAAUCCAGAGUCGUGCCAUUAGAGGAAGACAAGGACCCUGUGGUUACAAACCGGACAACAAACCACUCUAAAGCCUUGCCGCUAAGGCUGUUUCAGAUACUCAUGCUGUUUUUGGCUCUGUGCAUUGCCUUCUCGGUCAUUAGUAUAUAUACAAUUCGGCGUUUUGGUAUUCAAAGUGUAGUGACAACGGUUAAGUCUUCAUUCCAGCCAUGCUAUGAGGAACCUAAUAGUUUUCAGCAAUGGAUUAGGCCUCCAUCGAAUUUAAUCCAUACUAUGAGUGACAAGGAACUGUUUUGGAGGGCGUCUAUUGUGCCUCGGAGAAAGAAGUAUCCUUUUCGGAGAGUUCCCAAGGUUGCAUUUAUGUUUUUGACUAAGGGACCAUUGCCACUGGCACCUCUGUGGGAGAGGUUUUUGAAGGGACACGAAGGGCUUUUUUCGAUAUAUGUUCAUUCAUUGCCAACAUUCCAUGCCAAUUUUCCAUCUUCAUCAGUUUUUUAUCAGAGACAGAUUCCUAGCCAGGUCUCUGAGUGGGGAAGGAUGAGUAUGUGUGAUGCUGAGAGAAGACUCCUUGCUAACGCAUUGCUUGAUAUCUCCAAUGAAUGGUUCAUCCUCCUUUCUGAAUCAUGCAUUCCUCUCUAUAAUUUCAGUGUCAUAUAUCACUAUAUACUGAAAUCCGGAUAUAGCUUCAUGGGUGCAUUUGAUGAUCCUGGGCCAUAUGGGAGAGGACGCUAUAAUGAUAACAUGGCACCUGAGGUAGAUAUUGCCCAGUGGCGUAAAGGAUCCCAAUGGUUUGAAGUUAACAGGAAGCUUGCCAUCUACAUUGUCGGAGAUACUACAUUUUACCCGAAAUUUGAACAAUUCUGUAGACCGGCAUGUUAUGUGGAUGAGCAUUAUUUCCCCACCAUGCUAACCAUUGAAGCAGGGAACCUAUUAGCAAAUAGAAGCAUCACUUGGGUGGAUUGGUCGAGGGGUGGACCCCACCCAGCCACUUUUGGAAGAUCAGAUGUCACGGUAGAGUUCUUUAAAAGAAUUGUUGAAGGUAAAAACUGCACUUACAAUAAUCAUGCCUCUUCAAUUUGUUUUCUCUUUGCCAGAAAAUUUGCUCCAAGUGCCUUGGAACCUCUAUUACAAUUAUCACCAAAGGUUUUGGGCUUCUGAUUAUAAAAUCCACAAUCAAUUUCACAUCUUGAAGUGAAAAUUGCCACAGCAGAAAAGGUUCAAAGGGAGAGUGCAAGACUAAAUUCUGUGCAUCAUACAUGUUUUUAAUGGUAUAAAUUUAACCUCAAUUGUGAUAUUGGGUUUUUUUUUUUUUCCUUAUACAUUGAGUUCUUAGACAAUGCUACUAUCAAUAACAAGUUUAGAUGUACAGAGAACUAGCAUUUAGCAUCAUGCUCACAUUUUUGUAUUGCAAUAUGAUUUUUAUGAGUUUUGAUCUAGCAAA
Messenger RNA from Quercus robur (English oak), 2321 nucleotides. RefSeq names its product glycosyltransferase BC10. Gene Ontology annotation, molecular function: glycosyltransferase activity. The transcript has 3 exons. Gene Ontology annotation, cellular component: membrane. Bases 878 to 2038 code for a protein of 386 amino acids. Lineage: Eukaryota; Viridiplantae; Streptophyta; Magnoliopsida; Fagales; Fagaceae. The record is from RefSeq and is a predicted model, not a curated record.